Molecule: messenger RNA, 4366 nt
Organism: Boleophthalmus pectinirostris (great blue-spotted mudskipper)
Lineage: Eukaryota; Metazoa; Chordata; Actinopteri; Gobiiformes; Gobiidae
Gene: sv2
Product: synaptic vesicle glycoprotein 2
Biological process (GO): transmembrane transport
Cellular component (GO): membrane
Molecular function (GO): transmembrane transporter activity
Source: RefSeq, a predicted model, not a curated record
GGCUGGUUUCUGAUUUGAAAAGCCCCAAAACAGAGCCAGGAAGACGGCGAGCAGGACGUGCAAAACCGCCUCUCUCUGCUUUUUACUUCCUGGUCCUCCCUGGCUGGCUGGCUGCUGUCAGGUAGCUAGCUUCGGGGUGAGUGACGUCGUGCAUUAGACCCGCCCCCGAGCGAAAUGCCAAAGAUGUGGAGUUUCCAAGCUUCAGGCAGUCAUGGGGACAGUCAGCUGAGCAAAGAUGCCGAAGCUAAAGAACCGCUGCUUACUAAUGCUCGCCUGGAGACCAACGUGGACUCGGAUGAUGGUGAUGCUAUUUUUGACAGAACAAUAAACAAAGAAGAUGAGCAUGCCGAGAAACAAUGUACUUUUGAGGAAGCAGUGGAAGAAGCAGGUUUUGGGGUGUUCCACUGGUUGCUGUUGGUGGUGUGCGGUUGGGCCAAUGCCAGUGAUGCCGUAGAGAUCUUGUGUGUGUCUUUUCUGCUACCGACUGCCCGCUGCGACCUGAACCUCUCGUCCUCAGACAUGGGCAUCCUCACUGCCAGCAUCUUCCUGGGGAUGAUGGUGGGAGGCUACAUGUGGGGCUACCUGGCGGACCAGAGGGGGCGCUGUAGGGUCCUGGUGGUGUCCCUCAGUGUGAACGGUGUGUUCGGGGCACUGGCCAGUGUAGCUCCAGGCUUCUGGCUUUUCCUUUUGCUGCGGUUCAUCAGUGGAAUUGGGGUUGGUGGUUCGAUUCCUGUUAUUUUCUCAUACUUCUCUGAGUUUAUGCCUCGUUUGAGGCGAGGGGCAAUGAUCAGCGCUCUGGCCACUUUUUGGAUGGGUGGAAAUAUACUGGCAGCAGGUCUGGCCUGGUUGGUGAUUCCUCGAAAUUGGGCUCAUUUCGAGAGCUGGAGACUGUUCGUGGUGCUCUGCUCUGUCCCCAGCCUCAGCUCAGCUCUGCUCUUCAAAAUCCUGAUGCCCGAAAGCCCCAAGUUUCUCAUGGAGACUGGACAGGAGAAGGAGGCAGCUUGUGUCUUUCAGCUGAUGUUUAAGUUGAACACAUGGGGUAAAGGAAAGAGAAAGGAAUUUGCCUUAAGCGUUACUACAAGAAAUGACAGUAACACAACAACUUUACAGAAAGAACAACUCAUCGAUGUUUACAAAAAGGCUCUGUCUCCUGUCAGAGAGAUGUUUAAAGGUGUGUUAAGGACCCGGAGCACAGCUUUACUCAUCGUCUUCUACUGCAUCUCCUUUGGAUUCUAUGGCUUGUGGAUGUGGUUUCCGGAGCUGUUUAAAAGAGUGGAGGAUGGAGGCUCUCCUUGUGCCAAUGUAUCCAAGACGUACUCACUUCACAAUGAGAGCUGUUACCCAGUGAAGACGGCAGUUUACAUGGAGGGCUUCUUCAUCGCUGCGUCGAAUCUGCCUGGAAACAUCUUCACCAUCCUGAUGAUGGACAGCAUGGGAGGAAAGGCUCUUCUGUCCUUCAGCCUGAUGCUGUCUUCUCUCAGUGUGUUCCUGAUCUUCCUGGUGCAGACCAAAGCUCACACUCUGCUGCUGUCCUGUGUGUUCAGUGGAGUGUCUGUCAUCUCCUGGAACGCUCUGGACGUGGUGGGCACAGAGCUCUACCCUACUCACCUCAGGUCGUCUGCUCUGGGCUUUUUCACUGGAGUGGGCAGAAUAGGGGCGAUUAUGGGUAAUGGUUUUGGGCGUCUGGUGGACUCACACUGUGCGGUCCCCGUGCUGCUGGUGUCUGGACUCCUACUGACCGGAGGAUUCUUCGCUCUGCUACUGCCACAGACCAGACAGACGGAGCUCACAUGAUCACACUCCAUAACACGCCAGCAUCUCAUUUAGUUUCAAAAGUAUUCCACUUUUUCUGCUUUAUACAAGUUUAAUUUAAAUUGCCCAUAUUGCACUGUUUUCUGAUCUAUGCUAUAAUGUUGUUUCCUCAUCACAAACAGACUGGAGUUGUGUUUUGUUUCAUUCACACAUGUUUAACACUCAAACUCUGCAUAUUAAAGAGUUCUUCUCUCAAACUGAAAACACUAUGUUCCACCUCGCGAUUUCUCCUUCACUAGAAUCAUUUGAAUAAUUUACAGCCCUGGAAUUGUUUAUCUCUACUGAACAAAAUGUAAAAAGAAGCAUUAACAUGAAAACUAACACUGCAUCUCAUCACAAGGUGGAACAGAGCAUUUUGAGUUUUGGAGAUGUAGACGGACUGAUAAUAAAGAAUUUCUCAGAAAUGUGUGAAUGAAACAAAAUACAACUCCAGCUGUGUUUUUCAGGAGUGUAGUGGACCAAACAAAAAGUCAGAGACAAGGUAUAAAAAUAAUUUUAAAUUUAAUAAAGUCAAAAAUGGAGAUAAUUUAACAAAGGCUCAAAUUAAGCAAAUCAUGAACAAAAAAAAGCCGGGCCCAACUGGGGGAACUUAAAUCAAACUGAACAGAACAAAACAAACCCAACCAGACAAAGAACAGGGGUGUUUAAAUACAUGAGGGUCAACUAAAACUGAACACAAGAGAAUUACACUAAAUAAUUAACUAAAACUACUAACUUAAUCAAAGUAACAAGAAGGCAAAUAAUUAUAAUACAGAAAGUAAUAAGUGAUAAUAAAGUGACCUUAAUGCACCUUUGUUGAGUCAUUCAUGGUUUCUCCCAAGGGUCCUCCAUCCAGCACUCAAAAAAACAAAAAACCCAAAAUGAACAAGUGUAAGUAAAUAAUUCAAACUUAUAUUAACUAAAAUGUGUGCACCCAAAUUAGAAUAUAAGUCUAAUUAAAGGAAUUAAAUUACUGUGAUGUAAUUAAAUUAAUGUAAAUGAAAUGAAAUAAUACUGACACUAUGGAGUGGUGGCAGAGGUAACAACAUUUUAACACUUUACAUUUUUUUUGUUUUCAGUUUUGUGUAAUAUAGAACCUUUAAAUGGUAUUAACUUAGUAGUGAAACAAUUUCAAUCACAUCUUUCAUUAUAGACAGUAUUAUCACUUUUUUUUAGAUACAAGUAAAGGCUAAUGUGAAGAAUCAUUUUGUGGUGAAGAAAUUACAUUUAAAGGUGCGCUAUGGGGUCCCUCACCUGCUUGUUUCUAUGGGUAUGUGAUUGCUCUGCCUGGAAUGUUCCACCGUGUGACAUUAAACAGCUCUGCCUUACAUUUAUUCAAUUACAGAUGGUUUUACUGCUCAAAAACAUCUGGGAAAACGGGCAUUCUGACACAGAUCAGACCUGUAACUUGGUCUGGUUUGGUCUUUGUGAGGAUGGAAAGGUUUAAUGCCAUACUGUGAAACAUUCCAGACAAAGCAGUAACAUCUUCAUGGAGAAAAGCUACCAGAAAAGUGACACAAUGCACCUUUAAUGAGAAGGUUCUUAUGUUUUGUGUGUGAUAUUUGAGCAUUUCAUUUUGCAAGAAAAACUUUACACUUAGACUUGAGAUUUGCCUUAUUUAAUAUUGAGAAGUGCUAUAACGUGUACUAGAGCUGCUCAGUAUGACUAAACAUGACAUUUUAUAACUAUUUAUUAUGGGAAUUAUGAGUUUGUUUUUCAGUGUACUUUUUCAAACAGUAAGUUUAGUGAAGUAAUUUACGUUUUAUUUUUAUAAUUUCUCUAUGUAGGUUGAAAGUGAGGGGCUAAACAAGACCAAAACAGACCAAAAAGUGCCUAAAAAUGUAAAAUAAUGAUAAUAAUUGCAAUAGUUAUUUAUGGUGUAGUUGUUAUGAGUAACAGCUAAUAUUACACUAUUUUAUGAUGUCCUAAUGUUGUUUCCUCAUCACAAAUAGACCUGGAGUUGUGUUUUGUUCCAUUUACACAUGUUUAAUGCACAAGCCUUGUGUAUUUAGGCUGAGUUAUUCUCACAAACUGAAAACACUUUGUUCCACCUUGUGAUGUCAUGUGGUAAUACAGGAAGUGCUCCAAUCGUUUGAAUUAUUUCACUCCUGGAAUUUCCAAUCUUUACUAAUGGUAAAAUUUAACUGUUAACUUGAAAAUGAGGUGGAAGGUCACAAGUUGGAACAGAGCAUUUUGAACUUUGGACAUGUAAACAAACUAAUAAUAAAAGAUUACUCAAAUGUGUGAAUGAAACAAAACACAACUCCAGGUCUGCUUUUGAGAAGGAAAUGACGACAAUCGACAAUAUUAGAUGUGCUUAGUUGUAGGGAAGGUGUUCAAGGUGUCUAUGCAAUUGUCUUAUCUGUGAACUAAAAGGCCUUCUUUCUAUCUUUCAUUUUCCAAUUCUGUAUUUGUAGCGCACAAAGGAUCAAUCAAACAUUCCAGGCAUUUUGUAAUAUAUAUAAUGUCUAUGAUGCUUUAAAGCUGAUAUAACCACUCCAGAUUACCAAAGGAUAUUAAUGAAAGUAAUGAAAUUAUAUUUGUUGAUUUGUUAAAAUAAAGAUAUUGUUUUGUA